GAUUCUAAAUGAAAUUAUCCAAGUAGUCGUUGCUCAUCACCGUCCCACCCUGGUUGCAUCAGUUGUGUUUGUGUCUAAAUUCAAAACAAUAAUGGUCAAUGUCACCAGUGUGGAACCAAUUGCGAAAAAGGUUGAAGCUGUACAAGAAAAAAAAAUCAAUUUUGGAAACGCUUGGGCAUAAGGCCAUCAAAGAAAAACAAGCCCGUGCACUUUUGCAAUGUGUUAGCUACCUGACAGACAAUAUCUCCUUCUUCGGCCUGUUCCUAUCCACCGGCAGCCUGGAACAUCUCGACCGGAUCUACAACAAAAUCGAAUCCGGCCAUGUGCAAAUGUACGACUACCUCGAGCAGCAAUCCGCUCCACGGGAAUGUGCCAUGGCCAUGCACCGGUUCAUCCGAACGCACAAGAUAUCCAUCCUACCGGAGAGAGCACUUAAUUUGUUGUGUGCGCGAAACUUUGGAAUUCCUCAACGCUUGGUAGCCCUGGAUGCACUCAAUCUCCUCCAGCAUGAAUCGUCCGGCAUGAGGUGGCAGUUUGCCCGAGCGUACCUUCUGAUGAUGCAGCAACUAACUCUGCGGGGAUAUCUCACUCCGCACGAGAUCCGAAUCGUUAUCAGCCCAUACCUGGCGGUCCCAGCAAUGUUUCCCGGUCGGAGCUCACUGCAUAACGUUGCAUCCAAAUCGGCAGCCCUGCUGGAGAUGUUCCUCAAUGCACAUCUGCUGGACGAUCCCCAGACCCUUUCCGCGGAGCUGGCCAAGGAAACCGUCAAAUUCAGACUGCGGUGGCGAAGGAUGAAUCCGCCGUGAUUUGCAUGCGAUGACAAAUGAUUCAAGCGGGUGGGAGAAUGUUAUCUAAUUGUGCUAUCUAUGAUAUGAAGUGAUGAUAAAAUCAUUCCCGUGCACAUUCGUGAGUGACAUUCUUCUGCCUUGACACAUUUGAAAAUGAGUCACACGAUAAGACGUAUGUAUACCACCAAUCUGCUUUGAAGGUGUCUUAACACGAUGAUGGGAAACACCUUCACCUUCUCCAGUCCAAUGAACGGUUUAUUGAAGUUCGCAAACAAUAUAUGGAUCGGUCCAAGCUGAUAAGCGCGCAUUGUUGAGUAAACCCACUUUCAAUGGUGUUUUAAGUAGGUAACUAUCUCCAUACUUAACGGAAUCCACUCAUUUCGAAGGCAGUUGUUCGAUCGGUUGUAGUUCAGAGGAAAGUAUUUUUUCCGCAUCGGCGCGUCGUAAAUCAUGGUGUUCAAAUUGUGCUGUGGAGGCAAGAGUUACGAUAUGGAGAGUGUCUCGGCAGGAACUACGCAAAAAACGACUUCUACAAGCAGCGCAACAGUGAUAUCACAGCCGGGUUUUAAAGCGAAGAAUCCAGAUGACGCUACCGUUGGAUCUUCUGGAAGGGAUAACCAAGAAAGCUGAAUUCGUUUUUAGUGGUCACCUAGCAAUAAUUGAAUAGCUUUA
Molecule: messenger RNA, 1460 nt
Organism: Aedes albopictus (Asian tiger mosquito)
Lineage: Eukaryota; Metazoa; Arthropoda; Insecta; Diptera; Culicidae
Exons: 5
Coding region: 99-806 (235 amino acids)
Source: RefSeq, a predicted model, not a curated record